This is a messenger RNA of Rubroshorea leprosula, 1117 nucleotides long. NCBI's taxonomy places the organism in Eukaryota, Viridiplantae, Streptophyta, Magnoliopsida, Malvales, Dipterocarpaceae. The record is from the annotation of a GenBank genome assembly.
CAAAAUAUUAUUAAUGAACUAGGAUUGUGAAAGGUGUUAUUAAAGAUAUUUUAGUAAUUUGAGCAACAUCUGUGAUUAUAAAAACCCAAUCUAGUAUGAAAGACAUAAAGAAAAAUCCCAGAAGCAAAACCAUAGCUUUUAUAUACGUACUUGUUUUCAUUUCCACCCUAAUCCAUUUUAAGGAUUAUGGGGCAUUUUCCCCACAUCUUUUAUACUGUUCAAAGAAAUUAACCGGACAUUUGUUCCACAACGUUUUGGCCAUACUCGCUGCUCAUCUAGCAGCAUCGCCGCACUCCGACCUCUCUUCUCCGCCGAUCAUUGAGCCAUGGUGCGUCUCUGCUCAGACCGCCGCCUCCCUUGGCGGUUCCUUGACUAUCAUCGACGAACGCACUAGGAAGAAGUACCACGUCCCUGUCUCCGCAGAAGGCACCGUUAAAGCGGUUGAUUUGAAGAAGAUAACGACCGGGAAGGAUGACAAGGGUCUCAAGGUGUAUGACCCUGGUUAUUUGAACACAGCUCCUAUGGGCAACAAGGGUGCUUUCAUUCGUUUUGAAGCUCCGGAUUUGAAGCCAAACAUUGUUACAUUCUCGGCGGUGUUGAGCACCUUUGCAUUCCUCAUCCUGAUGUCAAGCCAAUGGCAUAUGCAAACAACUUUCUUCGGUUGUUCCAAUAACUUACAUAUUUGUCUUGAAUGAUCUAUCUUCUAUGGUUUGGGGGAUACAAAAGCUCAACUGCUAAACAGUAAGUUGCUUGAGAUAGAGAAAUAGUGGUUGUCGACAAUGCUGCUUUGACUAAUAGUUUUUCCUUUCAAGGAAUCCCUUGGAGGUACAUUCCUUCUACUACUUUUCGUUAGUUAGGAAGAAGUUCAGGCAUUUCGUUCAUUGUUGAAAUUUUCCUUUGAUGUCAAUCAGAAACGAAGCUGAUGGUGCCUUGUAAAAUGUAUGAUCCCUUUUAUCUUUGUGUCUAUAACAUGUGUUCCUAUUUAUCCGAACAAUAAAUUUGGUGCGUUUCUAUGUUCGGUAUGUGGAUUAUUCUUGCUUAAGUUUUAUAUUGCUGCUGCUUUGAUGGUGAGGGAUAGAAAUCUUGUCCCCAUUCCUUAUAAAGUUUACGGUGCCCC